CCAUCGUCCACAGCACCUCCAACCACAACACCUCCGCUCCAAUCAAUCCACCCCCCCAGAGACUCAACAUGCCUCCAUGCACAGAUCUAUGCCACGCCCUCUCAACCCUCCAACUCCCCGAAUCCCGCCUCCCCUCCCACUCCAACCUCGUCACCCAACUCAGCCUCACCCAAUCCGACCUCGACAUCGGCCGCCCCCUCGGCCACUGGACCUCCAUAACGCAACGCACCCACUGCCCCUUCUGCCGCCUCGUCACCGCCGCCGUCCGCGCCCACGCCCUCGCAAAAGGCAUCGCGGCCAUCCCUCCCUCCCAACCCAUCCACGUGAUCCUAUUCCCAGGCGAGCAGUCACUACGUCUAUCGUACCCCUCCCGUUUUGGCAUCCGCCUCGCAUUCAUCACUGAAGACGAAGCAAGACUCAGCGAACCCGACACCGCGAGGUUUGUGCGCGGGACGGGCAUCCGGGGGGAGGUGGUUAGGGGGUGGCUUCGGGCGUGCGAUGAGGGGCAUGCUGGGUGUCGUGAUGGGGUUGAGGGGGUCGAGGGGGUCGAGGAGGGGUGGGCGAGGAGUAGGAAGGGCAUGAGAGCUUCGUUCAACGAGCGCUUGACGUCGAAUUUCAGGCUCAUUGACUUGGAGAGGGGGUGUGUGUGCGAGGCGAUGCUGCAUGAGAGAUAUGUGGCGCUGAGUUAUGUCUGGGGGAGUGUUGAGAUGUUGAAGUUGAGGAGGGGGAAUUAUGAUGCGCUUACGUCUGAGGGGGGCAUUGAUGCGCUGGGUGGGGAGUUGCCGGUUACGAUUAGGGAUGCUAUGGAGCUGGUGAGGGGGAUUGGGGAAAGAUAUUUGUGGGUGGAUGCGUUGUGUUUGAUACAGGACGAUGAGCAGGAUGUCACGAUCGGUGUGACAAUGAUGAAUUCUAUAUAUCAGAGUUCUUACUUCACGAUCGUGGCAGGUACUGGGUUCGACGCCAACGCGGGUUUGCCAGGCGUAGGGAAAACAAUGAGAGAUGAGCAAAGGGUCAACACGGUCGAACGUCUAUCUGAAAACAUACAGAUGGCAGUUCUAAGCAGUAUCGACUUGCACCUGAGCAACUCAUUCUACAACAAGCGUGGCUGGACAUUCCAAGAACUCGUCCUCGCCAAACGCACCCUCAUCUUCAUCAACAACGAGGUCCACUUUCGCUGCCACUCUGCAAACUGGUCCGAGUCCUCCUGGUCCGACAAAUGGCUCCACUGGCUCGACGACGACGAUAGCAACAUCACCCGCAUCCCAGAACCCCACUCCGGCGUAAUGCCCUCCUUCUGGGCCUACCAGAAACUCUGCGAAGACUACACGCGCCGCACGCUCCGCAAUGACGGCGAUGCGGUGAGCGCUCUCGCGGGCGUCAUUCGUCCGCUGGCUGGCGGCAUGAGGACGGACGUGCUGGAGGGGCUGCCGGCGAGGUUCCUGGAUCACUUUUUAUUGUUUGUGUCUACGAAGGCGGGAUCGAGGAGACGGUCGCUGUUUGCGAGCUAUUCGUGGGCGGGGUGGGAAGGUGGGAUUUCGUGGCCGAGGGAGAAUUUCAUAUGGUUUGAGGAUGGGGGUGAGAAGAGGAUUUACGAUACUAAGAACGUCGUGAGAUACAUGAAACAUAACCGCACAGUGCAGUUCAAGGCACUGAAGCCUACGAAAGAGUACAAAACCCCAACACCCACACUGCCAGAGCUGCCUUCAAAACUCUCAGAUUUCCUCAAAGAGUACCCGCAAACCUUCAUUGGAGAAGAAUUUCAGUACGACACUCUUAGAAUAACACCGUGGCACGCGGGAGAGACGAUCCGCCAUUAUGAACACCAAUGGGACAGCAUACUCGACAAAUCCAACAGCAAGGAGCUAGGAGAAGCUACUGAGCUUUCGUUCUAUGGCACCACACUCAUGACCGCGAACGGAGAGGCCGAGUUCGAGCGCAUGAUACCAAAGAUCAGGGACAGACAGGAUAUCAAAAUCAUCAGAAACUGGAUGGCCAGUCGACGUUUCCGCUCAGAGAAACACGCCCAGUCAAUUAGGAGCUUCGUCAAAUCAGGACCUUAUAGAUUUCGAGAUUCUGCGUUAUCCCAAGAACCGACGGUAGCAGGACUCCAACCUGGUAAAGUGGACAAGAGGACGGCAUACGCAACGCGGUGGAAUGAGGAAUAUCCAGACGAUGCGCGUCCUGUACCAAAUUUCCCGCCGUACACCAUCCUAGCAUUCUACACUGUCUCGAUCAACCUGAUCCUAGGUAACAACAACACAACUUCAUCCAGUCAUUAUCCCCAAAACAGUCUUGAGCAAACCCCCGGAAUCGCACUAUUAUCAAGCGAAAGUAUCGUUGGAUCUCUACACCCCGACAACAUCGCAUUACUCCCUCCCCCAGGAUCAAAGAUCGAAUGCCUCGUCAUCUCACGAUGCAACACCCCAACCCUCGGUUCCGCGCUGCUGUACCUUCCAGAACACGAUACCCAGCGCCCGUGGACGCUUUUCUGGGUACUGUAUGUCGUCUGGAAAGACGGCAUCGCAGAGCGACGUGGUGUAGGCCAGAUACUGAAAUCAGCUUUCGAAACUCGUGUGGAACCGCUGCCUGCUGUGAAGCAUGUUCUCCUUGGAUAAUGACAGCUUACAACAUCUCAUAACUAGUCAUACUAAUGUUGUACUACACCUCCCCAUUCUUCUAGACCAUCUAAGAUAAAAAAAAACUCACAUUCUACGCAUUUCCAUUGCACGCGCGCCAUCAUUUGUCCGUGGCACGUCCGCCCGCCCGUUUUAGCCUCCAAGAUCGAAGCAAUGGAAGUGGAGAAGGAUGUACGAAGUCUGCGGUGCCUCAACCGCGGCAUGCAUGUUGGGUAGGCGAGCUUACUCUCGCAACGUCUGACGAUUGUGGGUUAGCACCUCGUAGGUCGAUCCUUUUGGGGACAACCUUAGGCAGCCGUGGAGGAGAGAUUAUGCGGGUCAGCUGCAUUGCAUCCUGUUAAGCGGCUAUGACAGAUUGGGCCUCGCUUUCAUGUGCAGCAGAGUUGUAUAAAGGAUUUAAAUGUCCGUUGAUUCAAUGGAAUUGGCUG
Molecule: messenger RNA, 3064 nt
Organism: Aaosphaeria arxii CBS 175.79
Lineage: Eukaryota; Fungi; Ascomycota; Dothideomycetes; Pleosporales
Product: HET-domain-containing protein
Exons: 6
Coding region: 69-2615 (848 amino acids)
Source: RefSeq, a predicted model, not a curated record